Ananas comosus (pineapple) is the source of this 1532-nucleotide messenger RNA. Its product is annotated as E3 ubiquitin-protein ligase SINAT5-like. Bases 300 to 1283 code for a protein of 327 amino acids. Gene Ontology annotation, biological process: multicellular organism development; ubiquitin-dependent protein catabolic process. Lineage: Eukaryota; Viridiplantae; Streptophyta; Magnoliopsida; Poales; Bromeliaceae. The record is from RefSeq and is a predicted model, not a curated record. Gene Ontology annotation, cellular component: cytoplasm. The transcript is spliced from 3 exons. Gene Ontology annotation, molecular function: protein binding; zinc ion binding; ubiquitin protein ligase activity.
GUGGGGGUCGUCGAAAAUUAAUUGGGGCUCAGCUCUGUUACAGGUGCCCAAUCACGAAUCGCCCCACGAAACCCACCUCUCUCUCUCUCUCUCUCUCUCUCUCUCUCUCCCUCUCCCUCUCUCUUUCUUCGUCGUGUUAAUUUGGAUCCUCUCUCCAUUGGAGGAGCUCGAGCUCGAUCUCGAGCUCGAGAGGGAGAGGAAGAAGAGGAAUAGGAGGAACAGGGGAGGAGGAGCUUGUUUAAUUUUGGUUGCGUUUUGGUUUUGAGGGGAUUGGGGAUUGGGGAUUGGGGAUCGGGGGAAUGGAGUUGGAUAGCGUGGAGUGCGUGUCGACGAUCGACGAGGGGGAGGCCACCACCCUCCUCCUCCACCACCACCACCACCACCACCACCACCCCCACGGCCCCUUCUCCAAGCCCAACGGCGCCGGAGGAGGAGGCGGAGCUCCGCCGCAGGGGAUCUCCCGCUCCACCAGCGUGCACGAGUUGCUCGAGUGCCCCGUUUGUACCAAUUCCAUGUACCCUCCCAUCCACCAGUGCCAAAAUGGACACACACUAUGCUCGACAUGUAAAUUGCGGGUGCACAACCGCUGCCCUACGUGCAGGCAAGAGCUUGGAGAUAUCCGAUGCCUAGCGUUGGAAAAGGUGGCGGAAUCGCUCGAACUCCCAUGCAAGUACUACUCCUUGGGUUGCCCCGAAAUUUUCCCGUACUACAGCAAGCUCAAACACGAGGCCCAGUGCAACUUCAGGCCGUACAACUGCCCUUACGCCGGAUCCGAAUGCUCUGUUGUCGGGGAUAUCCCUUUCUUGGUCGCGCACUUGAGGGACGAUCACAAAGUGGACAUGCACUCGGGUUGCACCUUCAACCAUCGGUACGUGAAAUCAAACCCGCGGGAGGUCGAGAAUGCUACUUGGAUGCUCACUGUCUUCAACUGCUUCGGCCAAUACUUCUGCCUGCACUUCGAGGCGUUCCAGCUAGGCAUGGCUCCGGUGUACAUGGCGUUCCUGCGCUUCAUGGGCGACGACAACGACGCGAGGAACUUCACCUACAGCCUCGAGGUGGGGGGGAACGGCCGGAAGCUGAUAUGGGAAGGCACUCCGCGCAGCAUCCGCGACAGCCACCGGAAAGUCCGCGACAGCCACGACGGCCUCAUAAUCCAAAGAAACAUGGCGCUCUUCUUCUCGGGGGGCGACAGGAAGGAGCUGAAGCUGCGCGUGACGGGCCGGAUAUGGAAGGAGCCGCUGAACCUCGACGGCGGAGUUUGCAUACCAAAUCUUUGUACCUGAAAAAUUGGCCCUUAAAUGUCUCUAUCUCUCUCUCUCUCUCUCUCUCUCUCUGGGGAAUAUAUAUAGUGUUGAUUCUGGUGUUACUAAGUCGCUCUUCGCUGCUUCUUGUAUCAAUAGAUCACUGACUAUGGAAUGAGGGAGAAGUGCUGGAAAUCUCGGUAGAUUUAAUAAGUCAUGUAUCAUAGUCUUUUAAAGACUACCUAUGAUGCUGGUUAAGUUUUUAAUUUAUCCCAGUUCAGUUUCUGGAGA